Helicoverpa zea (corn earworm) is the source of this 3193-nucleotide messenger RNA. RefSeq names its product papilin-like. The record is from RefSeq and is a predicted model, not a curated record. Bases 351 to 3095 code for a protein of 914 amino acids. The transcript is spliced from 6 exons. NCBI's taxonomy places the organism in Eukaryota, Metazoa, Arthropoda, Insecta, Lepidoptera, Noctuidae.
UGCCCACGCCUGCCCAGCUCAGUGGGUAUGGGCAAUUUCCCCCAAAACGUAGGGGAGGCCUUGGUACAGCAAUGAACGUUUUAAGCUGAGCAAGUUCCAAUUGGUUGACUUAAAUAUGUCGGAAGUUGAGAUAACAUGAAAUGUAAGAAAACAUGCCUGUAGUUCUGUGCCUACGUCCAGCGACUGGUGUUGCGUAGUUUCGCGACUGAACUGGGUGAGGAGGGGCGCGCGGGGAGGACUAGUCUGUCAACACAGCACUGCUGUCACAGCACCGUGUAUAAUAUAAUGAACACCUGACAAAAUAAUUAAUGUUUAAUGUGACGACAAAAAUACGUUGAGUAUGUAAAUCCAUGCGAUGGAACAAUGAUUUAGCGAGACAAGAUCGUCAGCGCGGACGAGCAGGACGCGGCGAUGAACUCGCUGGUGACGCUGGUGCUGGCGGCCACGGUGAGUGCAUCCCGGCGAGCGCCCUGACGGGUGCAGCUCCCGGCGAGCUCGCACCCAGCGCCGCUCCGGCGGUGUCUGCAGGCUUCAUUGUGAUCCAUACGUUUGCGUUGCAGGUCAGUGGCGCGCUGUGCGGCGCAGACCCUCAAACUGUUGAGUUUAAGCUCGGCGGAUACAAGAUACAAGUGCCUCUGAACCGCGCCCUCCACGUGCCGCGCGUGAGGAGCGCGGAGCCGCACUCGCCCGUGCCGCUGCUGGCCGAGCUGCUGGCGUCGGCGGCGCACUCGGCCACCGCGGCCCCCGACCACUCACAGCACCCCAAGCUCCAUCCUUCUCAUAACUCGCUUCCUAAACCUAGUUCACCAAACCAACAUGAUCCAAUACAAGAACUGUUUUAUUACCACCCUGAGCGACUAGCUCAAAGAUAUACCUCAAAGCAGCACGAUUACCCUUCCGCCCCUCAGAAUAACUUGCCAGUAUCACAACUUCAUUCCACAGGACUUCACUCGGCCACACAGCUUUCUCACAAUUUUUAUGAUUCAAGAUUGCUGGAAAAUGAUGUCCUACGUUCUUCUGAUCCACUGUAUGUAAUGGUACAUCAUGAAAAUAAAUAUCCAAACUAUCCAGAGCAUCACCCCCUGACCCAUAAAAAUUUAAAAACGGACGAAAACUACAAACCGCAUAAGCAUUCAUAUUCUCUAAAUGUGGAAGCGGCGCACGCGGCUACCGCAGCAAGCCUCGCUCCGGUGCCGCCGCCGCACCAGCCGCCGCGCCAGCCGCUCGACACCGUGCUGAGCGUGUCGGCGGACCCAAUGACGACAAAUAGAAUUUCAUCUUCAAACAACUCCGGAGAUACUACGUCGAGUGCAGCACUCACAGCUACCGAGGCUUCAGAUGACACCACGUCGAGUGCCGCACUCACAGUUACCGACGCUUCAGAUGACACCACGUCCAGUGCCGCACUCACAGUUACCGACGCUUCAGAUGACACCACGUCCAGUGCCGCACUCACAGCUACCGAGGCUUCAGAUGACAACACGUCGAGUGCAGCACUCACAGCUACCGAGGCUUCAGAUGAGACUACGUCGAGUGCCGCACUCACAGCUACCGAGGCUUCAGAUGACACCACGUCGAGUGCCGCACUCACAGCUACCGAGGCUUCAGAUGAGACUACGUCGAGUGCCGCACUCACAGCUACCGAAGCUUCAGAUGACACCACGUCGAGUGCAGCACUCACAGCUACCGACGCUUCAGAUGACACCACGUCGAGUGCAGCACUCACAGCUACCGAGGCUUCAGAUGAGACUACGUCGAGUGCCGCACUCACAGCUACCGAAGCUUCAGAUGACACCACGUCGAGUGCCGCACUCACAGUUACCGACGCUUCAGAUGACACCACGUCCAGUGCCGCACUCACAGUUACCGACGCUUCAGAUGACACCACGUCCAGUGCCGCACUCACAGCUACCGAGGCUUCAGAUGAGACUACGUCGAAUGCCGCACUCACAGCUACCGAGGCUUCAGAUGAGACUACGUCGAGUGCCGCACUCACAGCUACCGAAGCUUCAGAUGACACCACGUCGAGUGCCGCACUCACAGUUACCGACGCUUCAGAUGACACCACGUCGAGUGCCGCACUCACAGCUACCGAGGCUUCAGAUGACACCACGUCGAGUGCCGCACUCACAGCUACCGAGGCUUCAGAUGACAACACGUCGAGUGCCGCACUCACAGCUACCGACGCUUCAGAUGACACCACGUCGAGUGCCGCACUCACAGCUACCGAGGCUUCAGAUGAGACUACGUCGAGUGCCGCACUCACAGCUACCGAGGCUUCAGAUGACACCACGUCGAGUGCCGCACUCACAGCUACCGAGGCUUCAGAUGAGACUACGUCGAGUGCCGCACUCACAGCUACCGAGGCUUCAGAUGAGACUACGUCGAGUGCCGCACUCACAGCUACCGAGGCUUCAGAUGAGACUACGUCGAGUGCCGCACUCACAGCUACCGAAGCUUCAGAUGACACCACGUCGAGUGCAGUACUCACAGCUACCGAGGCUUCAGAUGAGACUACGUCGAGUGCCCCACUCACAGCUACCGAGGCUUCAGAUGAGACUACGUCGAGUGCCGCACUCACAACUACCGAAGCUUCAGAUGACACCACAUCGAGUGCCGCACUCACAGCUACCGAGGCUUCAGAUGACACUACGUCGAGUACCGCACUCACCACUACAGACGCAUUAAAUGACACUGCCCUAACCACCACAAACGCACUAUUGGCAUUAUUAUCCCCCACAAUACUUCUUUCUCCAGACACCCGUCAAACGCCAGUUCAGAUUGGAACUCAAAUUCAGUCAGCAACAACAGACGAAGAGGAAACAGCAUCUCAACCUCCGAACAUAACCAAGUCAUCACAAGUUGUUGCAAGACCGGGCAAACUUACGGAUGAAAUUGUUCCCGCUGGCGAUUUGACAGAGUCGAGUGUGAGGCGCGCCACGCGCCGCCCGAGGCUGCACUCCUCGAGUCACAGGCGGCGCCCUCGCCGCCCUCGCUGUAGGCCGAGUCAAUCUCGUUCUAAAGGAAAAAUUAAUCACAGGAGGAAGAUGGCUGGCCUACAUCGCCAGCACAAUACGGACAUACAGCGCCAAUGAGUUCACACUCGUCCGCCACGCGUCCACCACGCAUCAGCAACGCCUCACUCUACACAAGAGACACCAGUGAAAUUGAACAAUAAAAACAUUGUGCUGAA